Phyllopteryx taeniolatus (common seadragon) is the source of this 3270-nucleotide messenger RNA. RefSeq names its product glutamate-rich protein 1. Bases 310 to 1284 code for a protein of 324 amino acids. The record is from RefSeq and is a predicted model, not a curated record. The transcript is spliced from 7 exons. Lineage: Eukaryota; Metazoa; Chordata; Actinopteri; Syngnathiformes; Syngnathidae.
CAGUUGCUGCUGUCACUUCCUUCCUUCGCUGUAGUCGAGAGUGAGUGAGUGAGUGAGUGAAUGAGUGGAGGGGAACAGCCACACGCGUCGCCGACCUGUUUUUAGUCAUAACGUCUAGUGUUUUAGUUGCAUGAAUGUAACACUUGGCAUUAUUUCAUUUGUGAAUGGGUCAACGACUAAUGUGGCAAGCUAAUGCCAAGGCUGAGUUGCCCGAGAGCUAGCUAAGUUAGCUAACACAGUGUUGUUCUCGAUGCUACUGCGCUACAAUUGACAAGUUAGCUUCUUUGUUUUGAGUCAUUCCCUUUUGACAUGGCACACAGGAAAGAAGUAUUCCAAUCCAAGGUACUCCAGAAGCUUUACCCUGCUGCCCCAAAGUUGGAGAAGGAACCCUCCUCACCAUCCAUACGAGUGGAUGCUUUCCUAAAGAAAAAACAUGUGAAAAGAAAAACAUCUCAUCAGGAUAUUCCUCACAGUAAUCCAGUAAUGACACCAAGCGCAGGCAUUCAAACCAGGCGAAUGUACACAGUUCUACCUCCUCCUGAAGACUAUGGGGCUGAUUCAGUGAAAUCUGUCACACAACCCGAGCUUGAGAGCAUAAAUAACGUGGAGGGUCCAUCUGAACACGCCGUACAGGAGUGCAGUGAAGACCUGGACCAAGAGGUAGUAGCAACUGGACAGAAAAGAAGAAGGAAAAAGAGACUGAAACUUAGUGGUGAGAAAGAUGGAACAGCUCCAACUUUAGAGUCUAGUACUCUUCAGAAUGGGACACCAAUGAAUGAGGAAGGAGUGCGCAUUAGCCGUAACAAGAAGAGGAAACUGAAGAAGAAACGGCACAAAGAGAAGAUGCUCUCGAUGGGUUUGAUACCUCGGGCUUCUGCAUUGGAAUUCACAUAUCAAAGAGAAAACAAUGAGGAAGAGGAGGAAGAAGAUGGGAUUAGAGCUGCUGAGGUGGCAAAUUUCCUCUGGACCACAAUGGAAAUCUAUAAAUCAGAUUCUUUACUGCAUGCAGAGAAGCUUCCUCACCUGUCUGGUGUGUUGGAGAAUCUUUUGAGUAGUAUCAACAGUGGAAGCAGGCCUGCCUCUCUCUUGGACCAUCUCUACACUCUCCAGCUAUAUAUUCAACACAAGAAAAAAGACACACUGGAAAAGGCACUGCAGGACCUCUGUAACAACACCCUGAUGGCAGCAGAGGAAACCACUGCAGUUACAACAUUGUUCCAAUACUGGAUAACAGACAUUCUUCCCAUGAAGGGCGGCAAGGAGACUAAACUCUCUGAGACUUAGUCAUUCAGCAACACUGUACUCAGGCCUACCACAAUGUGUGUGUGGUGCCUCCACCCGAGAAGACCAUGCCUGGCAUGGCCAUGCUUCUAGGGGCCGUGGGGAUCGGGAUGUGCGGGUACAGCUCCAGGCAGUUGGCUCUCUACCACCGACCUUCCAGUCGUGUGCUGCAAAGAGUUGGCUCGCACACCGAUGCCAGCAUGGCGGGCACAGCGGCACUCAGGGCCCCCUACCUGGAUGCUACCCGCAGGGCUGGAGCGUGCCAGGAAAUCCCACCUCCCUUCUUUGUGGGCCAGAAGUUCGUUUAAAAUAUGAGCGUUGGUUGGGCAAAGAUUGGCCACCAUAGGUUGAUUCUCAGUAACCACACUGUUGCAUGUUAAAGAUUGUAGCUAUGCUGGCCCAUUGAGUCAAUGAGGCCCAUGUGCUCUCUGUUAACAUGCUAGUGGAGGUAUCUGAAUGUUUCAACCUGUGUUGGCAGGAUGUUGGAUGUGACAUUAGUUCUCUGGAGUCGUAAAAUUGAUGUCUUAAUCUCUAACAGCAUUGCAAUAGUCAGUUACUGUGUGAGCACUAGCAGUAUAAAUAAACUGAUAUCAGAACUUCCCUCACAGAACUACUGAAUGUAGCCUGUAUGUUUCAUUUAGAGUCCUUAUGUCUGUUUUGGAUGGUACAAUAAAGGAAUGACGCUUGGCAGUGAUCCUUCAUACACAGAUGGUAUGCAAAAACCUUCUCAGUGGCCUCACCUGCCCAACGAGAGGUGAAAGUAUUAAACAGCCUGUCCCAUGAUACCUCUGAGGAGAACAGGUGUGCAUCUUUGAGCAGAACCUCUUACCAAAACAAUCGAUUAAGGACAAUGUGGAUGUGGGAGGUUGGCUUUGUGACUCAAUUAAUAGCCCUCUAAGAAUGGGCUACUAAUUUAGUCACAAAGCUUGGUCAGGAUGAUGACGUUCAGCAGUAAGUAGCAGUGCACUGUUGUUUACGGCAGAUUAUAUGAUGGUAGCACGCAUGGUGGAUAGUUGUUUCUUAAACUUGCAAUCUCUGUAACCCAUGCAGUUGGAAAACCGCACCCUUAACUAAUCUGGUUUAGCGUGUCUCUCUUCUUACUCAUCAUAGAUGGGCAGUCCCUGUGCCCCCAAAUUGUACCUUUCUCCCUGCAGUGUCCACCAUUUGUCUCUCUGCCAUGCAUUGGUGUGGACAAUGCAGCAUUGGUGUCUGUGUUCAAAUUGGCGAGGCAUUGAGCGUGGUUGAGAAUGUGUGCUGUGCCUUAGGGAGAGCACAGGGUCUAACUGUCAAACUGUUAGAAAUAAACUUUCUUUAUAUGAGCAGAAGCCAUUCCUUGCUGACAUGCAAGUCUUUCCUGUCGAACUUAUUUGUGACAGGUUGGGAGUUAAUGUAGAAAGACAGUUGCCUUGCUCCUGAACUCUAUUCACACUAGGGGAUUCCAAAGAUGGUAGUAACCAACAACAGGUUCAACUGAGGGGAAUCCCUACAUGUCCUAAUAAACCCUACUCUGACUGGACACAACCACUUUCAUGUUUGGGCAAUGAUCUUUCAGGAGUAUGUAAUCAAUAUUGGGUGGGUUGUAGGUUUUUUUUUUCCUGCACUGCAGUGUUGCACAUUGAGCACAGAGCUUAAAGACCCAUCGAUCUCAAUCAUUAAAGUUGGGGAGGAGGAGGAGAAUUGGAUGACACCUCUAUGCAGCGGGGAGGAGGAGAAGGAGAGUUAGGUGACACCUCUAUCCAGUUAACACUGUUUCACCUGCCACUCCUCUGUUUAUGAGUGAUUACUGCCAAAGAUGUGCACUGAAAGAAAGGAAUGUAUGCAGAAUUCCCCCCCCCCCCCCCUAUUUUAUCUGUUACAUUAUGUUAACUCCAUGGAUUGUAUGUGUAUGAUAUGUGAUAUCUGUUCCCUUUAGAUGCCAGUUUUGCUCCAUUAGUGAUACGUUAGAUGGAAUGAAAACAAUUCAUAUAAAAUAAAAAGUAGUUCAGCAAA